UCGCGCACAGCCGUCUCCUACAGCCCCAGGACAACCUGGCAAUCUGUCAGUCUGAACGCGGCACGUACGCGGCUCGUCUGCGCGUUUUACCUGCGUGUGUGUCGGCACAGUCAUGCCAUGGAUGUUCUGUGGCAAUAUCAGUUCAGGAUCAUCUUGCUAGGGGACUCGACGGUGGGCAAAUCGUCCUUGCUCAAACGUUUUACCGACGGCGUGUACAGCGAUGUGGCGGACCCGACGGUCGGAGUGGAUUUCUACGCCCGCUCGCUUGACAUCGAACCCGGGGUGAAGAUUAAGCUCCAGCUUUGGGACACCGCCGGCCAAGAGAGGUUCAGGUCAAUCACGACCUCCUACUACCGCAACUCGGUGGGCGGGCUCCUGGUGUUCGACCUGACCAACCGGGCGUCGUUCGAGCACGUGCGCGACUGGCACCGGGAGGUGAGCGAGCACGUGCUGCCGCACCACAUGGUGUUCCUCCUGAUCGGGCACAAGAGCGACCUGGGCCGCGAGCGGGCGGUGCCGCGCGAGGAGGCGGAGCGGCUGGCCGCCGCGCUGGGCGUGCGCUACGCCGAGACGUCGGCCAAGAGCAACAGCAACGUGGAGCGCGCCUUCCAGAUGCUGACGCGCGACGUGUACGAGCUGAUGCGCUCCGGCCACAUCGCCACGCGGCAGGGCUGGGACGGCGUCAAGAGCGGCUUCAACGGCAAGAUCCUGCUGCCCGCCGAGGAGCAGGCCGCGCCCGAGAGCAAGUGCCAGUGCUGA
Conger conger (European conger) is the source of this 759-nucleotide messenger RNA. RefSeq names its product ras-related protein Rab-39A-like. The coding region runs from base 118 to 759 and encodes 213 amino acids. Gene Ontology annotation, biological process: Rab protein signal transduction. The transcript has 2 exons. Gene Ontology annotation, cellular component: Golgi membrane. The record is from RefSeq and is a predicted model, not a curated record. Gene Ontology annotation, molecular function: GTP binding; GTPase activity. Lineage: Eukaryota; Metazoa; Chordata; Actinopteri; Anguilliformes; Congridae.